Sinocyclocheilus grahami is the source of this 659-nucleotide messenger RNA. RefSeq names its product MLN64 N-terminal domain homolog. Gene Ontology annotation, biological process: cholesterol transport. Gene Ontology annotation, molecular function: cholesterol binding. The record is from RefSeq and is a predicted model, not a curated record. The transcript has 2 exons. Gene Ontology annotation, cellular component: lysosomal membrane; endoplasmic reticulum-endosome membrane contact site; endoplasmic reticulum membrane. Lineage: Eukaryota; Metazoa; Chordata; Actinopteri; Cypriniformes; Cyprinidae. Bases 70 to 387 code for a protein of 105 amino acids.
UAGGCAUGACCACAGAGUCUGACUCUCCAGUAGAGUGAGUGUGAAUGGAGUGACACGAGUGGACGAGUCAUGGACAGCCAAUGCAGCAGCAGUGUGGGUUCACGGGCCACUAUAGGGGGUGUGGGCAACAUUAACUCAACACCCAUUUCUGCCCGUAUCGAGUCCUAUGAAGGAGGAGAGAAGAAGUGCAUCUCUGAUGUCCGAAGAACCUUUUGCUUGUUUGUGACCUUUGACCUUUUGUUUGUCACCUUGCUGUGGAUCAUUGAGCUCAAUGUCAAUGGAGGUAUACAAGAGCAGCUGAAAAAAGAGGUGUUGGAGUAUGAUUACCGCCAAUCUUUUUUUGACAUAUUUGUAAGUACUAGCAUAUACAAUACCCUCUAUUUCUGAAAUGCUAGUUUAUUAUUUGAGAAGUGUUUUAAAGUAAAUAUUUUAGGUCAGUUGGGUUUAGCUGACAAACAAGUUUGGGAACCCCUAACUUAUUGCAAUGCAAAUACAUGUGUGCACAAGUAAACAGGACCUGCUCUUUAAGAUGCAUUACAUUUGGAUGCUUUAGCAGGGAAAUCACCAGCAUUUAAAGGUGUGAAUUCUGAUGAAACUGGUUGUGGUAAAAUUUUAGGGCCAGUCCAUCCCACAGUUCCUUUUUCAAAGAUGACUCUUCU